This is a messenger RNA of Dendrobium catenatum, 768 nucleotides long. RefSeq lists its product as uncharacterized. The transcript is spliced from 5 exons. Gene Ontology annotation, molecular function: RNA binding. Bases 118 to 594 code for a protein of 158 amino acids. NCBI's taxonomy places the organism in Eukaryota, Viridiplantae, Streptophyta, Magnoliopsida, Asparagales, Orchidaceae. Gene Ontology annotation, cellular component: nucleus. The record is from RefSeq and is a predicted model, not a curated record.
UCGCUCCCAUGAGGUUCACCCCGCUUAAUUUUCCUUCGAGCGCGAGCCAGAGCCAAAGAGAGAUCAGAGAGAGAAAUUAAGAGAGAGUACAGACAGGUUAGCCAGAUCGAGUUAGAGAUGGAGACGAUGAUGGCGGCGGUGGCGAUCAAAGAUUCCGCGGUGGUUGUCGGUCUACAGAAGCCGAAUCGGAUUCAGGUCUCCACCAAUAAAAAGCCUGUUUACUUUUACGUAAAUCUCGCCAAGAGGUUUAUGCAGCGCCACAACGAGAUCGAACUUUCUGCCCUCGGCAUGGCCAUCGGCACAGUCGUCACUGUUGCCGAGAUACUCAAGAACAACGGCCUGGCUACUGAGAAGAAAAUCAUGACCUCUACUGUUGGCACCAAGGACGAAGCCAACGGCCGUCUUGUUCGCAAAGCCAAGAUUGAGAUCUUGCUGAGCAAGACGCAGAAUUCGAGUGAUCUUAUCACGGCUGCAAGAACAGAGCGCAGCGCCAACAGCAAUGCGGCGACCGCCAAGGCCGCUAAUAAGGCCGGUGAGGAAGCAAGGGAUGAGGACGGAAGCAGCGAGCAGGAAGCGGAGGAGAUCAGCGAAUGAUCUUUUGUCCAGAACGGGCAUGUUCCAGUGGAAAAAGAACUUCUUUGUCGUCAGUUCUUUGACAUUUCAUUAGCAAAUAGCAACACAGUUGUGCUCAUUUGUUUUUUUCUCUUUUGUUUCAGCUGGAUCCAGCUCUAUCACUUCUACCCUUGAAAUUGUUUUACUUCUGCAUAA